AUGACAACAGUGCCAGAGGCGGAAGCCACCUGCAAGGGCAAAGAGAGCGCGAAUGGAAUGCUAUCAGACCACACGGCUAAGACGGUGGCAACCAAGGUUGGUGUUCCCCUUGAAGUUCACUCCGACCAGGGUCGAGAGUUCGAAUCUGAAGUCUUUGCACAGAUGUGUUCUGUCCUUGGCAUAAGGAAGACCCGCACGACGCCAUACAAUCCGAGGUCUGACGGGAUGAUCGAGAGGUUCAACAGCACCAUGGUGGCCAUGUUGAGUCUAUGGGUGAACAAGUCGAAGACUGACUGGGAUGAACAUCUAGCUCCUCUGACCAUGGCGUAUCGGUCAGCGGAGCAUGAAACCAACAAAGAAACACCAAACACUAUGAUGCUGGGGCGUGAGGUCAGGAUGCCAGUUGAUUUGCUUGUUGGCUCCACCCCGCAAACUCAGUUUAAUGCAACAGAGCAUGCGCAGACCCUACAGGACGAACUACGGCUUGCACACGAGGCAGCACGGGAGGCAACCGGGGCACAGAUGAGGUAUCAUCUGAAGAAGGGAGUCUGCCCAAAGUCGAGUCUAAGCUGGACUGGGCCAUAUGUCGUAGUGGACAGGUUGUUUGAUGUUGUGUACUGGAUCCAAAAGACCCCUCGUUCUAACCCUCAAGUAGUCCACGCGGAUAGGCGGAAAGGUUAUCCGCUGAGUUGUGUUGAUCAAAUAAAAAAAGUUUUCUAG
Molecule: messenger RNA, 720 nt
Organism: Patiria miniata (bat star)
Lineage: Eukaryota; Metazoa; Echinodermata; Asteroidea; Valvatida; Asterinidae
Exons: 2
Coding region: 1-720 (239 amino acids)
Biological process (GO): DNA integration
Molecular function (GO): nucleic acid binding
Source: RefSeq, a predicted model, not a curated record